CAACUCUUUAGUUGACGGCUUUGAAUUAUAAAAGACUGGUGUAUUGGAAGUACAAAGUGUGAAAAACGCAUAGCGUUUCCAUCUGUUUUUGAAGAUGAUUUUUCGUAGAAAUGGGAAAUCUAAGUUUCCGGAGGUCUACUAUGAAGUGCACAAACCAGAAAUGGAUUCUUCUUUCAUUAGUAGCUGCUUGGGGCUCAGUCUGUAAUAGCCGACCCUGAGACGGGUGCACGUCAAAGCAAUCUGGCCACAAACGAAAAUGAAAAUUUGGAUGUCAAGACGAUGAUGGACCUAUUUAACAAAGGGUUAACUUUAUCUCGUUUUCUGCCAUGUCUAGGCAAUAGAUAUACCACUAAUGAGCAGUAUUCAUGGAUCACUUAUCACGAGGUUGAUGAAAGUAUUCAGGCAUUUGGAUCAGCACUUAUCGAAGUUACAAGUCAGUGUUCAGAAUGCGAAAAGUUUGUAGGUGUGUAUGGUCGAAAUUCGCCACAGUGGUUUAUCACGCAGUACGCGUGUUUCAGCUACUCGUUUACCGUCAUUCCCCUGUAUGCCACUUUAGGUGAUGAAGGACUUCAACAUAUUCUUACUCAAACUGGACUAACCACAUUGAUGUGUUAUUCAGCUGAUCUGGCCAAGAGACUUCUACAGAAAUGUAUAUCAUCAUUGAAAUUCAUCAUUAUAGCUAUCCAGGAUCAACAUUUUGAAAAUCUUAAAAUUCAAUAUAGUUCUUCAGUGAAGAUUUUUUCUUUUGAUGAAUUCCUGGAUCUAGGGCGAAAAGCUUUGAAACCGAAAAUUCCACCUACUCCGAAAGACCUUUGUCUCAUCUGUUACACCAGUGGCAGUACCGGUCUUGCAAAAGGAGUCAUGAUUACACAUGAGAGUUUGGUAGAUACUGUUUGUUCUACAGUAGAAUCUACAGAAGGAAAGCUGUACUGCCGAAAUUCUGUACACUUCUCUUACUUACCUUUUGCCCACAUUAUGGAACAGGUUUCUUCUUCUGUCGCUAUUUUGUGUGGAGCACAAAUCGGAUUUCUCACAGGAUCAGUUACGGGUUUAUUGGAUGAUGCUAAAGCACUGAAACCUACUGUUAUUCCUGCGGUUCCACGUGUGUUGUCACGCAUAUACGAGAAAUACCAAUCACAACUUGGCGACUCACUUCUAAAACGGCAUCUAUUUAACUAUACUUUGAAACGUAAUUUAAGAGUUCUUAAUAGUGGCAAAAUAAACCAUGGAGACAUUCUUGAUACACUCUUUUUCAAAAAGCUUCGAAUGGCUCUUGGUGGAAGAGUCUGUAUGAUAAUUACUGGCGGUGCACCGAUUUCGCCAAAUGUGUUCAAUUUUUUCCGUGCUGCUUUCAACGGCCUUAUCGUUGCGGGAUAUGGAUCGACGGAAAUCUCUGGUGUAGCCAGUUUAACUGUGUUAGGAGAAUGUAAUACAGAUCACGUCGGUGCCAUCACUUCCAGAAUACAAGUAAAACUUGCUGAUGUGCCUGAUCUAGGUCUUUCAGUUCGGAGACACAACAGAGGCGAGAUAUGCGUCAAAGGAAAACGGUGUACCAAAGGUUAUUACAAAGACCCACAAAGUACAGCCGACCUCAUUGAUUCGGAUGGUUGGCUGCAUACGGGAGAUAUCGGAGAGUGGACUUCAGAAGGUGCCCUAAAAAUUGUUGAUCGUGUGAAGAGUAUGUUUAAAUUAGCUCAAGGAGAGUAUGUAGCUCCAGAAAAGGUAGAAAUGGUGUAUCAGGGUUGCCAGCUUAUAGAUCAAAUCCUGGUUGACGGAAAACCUGACCAAAAUUUUCCUGUUGCUGUUGUGACUCCAAAUUUCUCGAACCUGCGUUCUUGCAUUCAUCAGUGUCUUGCCAGUAACAGUAACUCGAGUGAAAGUGAACUGCUCACUUUGAAAACGUCAGACCUUUCUCAGUUAUCUGAUGGUGAUUUAUGUCAGAACAAAGAAAUUCGCUGGUUAGUUUUACAGAAAAUGAACGAAAUCGCAUCAAAUAAAGGAUUAAAAGGUUUUGAAAAAGUGAAAUCUGUUUACCUAACUGAUUAUCCUUUCACCACCGAGAAUGGAUUUCUAACUCCUACUAUGAAAAUAUCACGUCAAAGAGCCCGUCAACACUUUAAAUCUGUCAUUGAGAUGUUGUAUGCAGAAACAGAUUUCAUCAAGACCAGUUCAUAAAUUACUACAGAAAUAGUAGUGAUCAUUAUCAUUAUAAUAAUAAAGAAAGUAACGGAAUGAAA
Molecule: messenger RNA, 2237 nt
Organism: Heterobilharzia americana
Lineage: Eukaryota; Metazoa; Platyhelminthes; Trematoda; Strigeidida; Schistosomatidae
Source: the annotation of a GenBank genome assembly